Chrysemys picta bellii (western painted turtle) is the source of this 1769-nucleotide messenger RNA. RefSeq lists its product as uncharacterized. Lineage: Eukaryota; Metazoa; Chordata; Testudines; Emydidae. The record is from RefSeq and is a predicted model, not a curated record. Gene Ontology annotation, cellular component: membrane.
GCUGCCAGAAUGGCAAUGAGUUCCUCUGACAUGCUCUCUGCAUUCCCGCCCACCACUGGACUCUGGCCAACGAGGUGGGGAAAGCUGCCAAGGCAGAGAGAAGCCUGAGGCUUGCACAACACAACACACGGCGUCCUACCAGCCAGACAGCUAGGCAGACUGGCACCAAAAUGGCAACAACAGUGACAGAAUCCGGGGGGGUGAAGAUCGUCACAGAGGUCGUCCCGCAGACCGACCCCCGGGCUGCACAGCUGGACUCAACGGCACCACAGCCCAGCUCGGCCCAGGUCAAAGGCUUCAGGAAGGCACAGCCCAAGGCGCUGGGGGCCAUACAGAUCGUAUCUGGUUUCAUUCAGAUCUCCUUUGGGAUUGCCUUGAUGAUAACUGAAUCCCCAGCCCCAGCCCUCACCGUGGCCAGCGGAGUCUACUUCUGGAUUGGCUUGCUGCUCGUGUCCUCAGGAUCUGUGCUGGUGGAGGCUGAGAGAAAAGAAAGCAUCCGGCUGGUGAAAGUCUGCUACAUUAUCAGCGGCCUGGUCAUCCUGGCCACCCUGACAGCUGUGAUCAUUCACAGCGUGGAGAUCAGCCAAGAAAUCCCGUGGUGCAACAUACAUGAGGGCGGCAAAAUGACCCCGCUGAACUGCUCCCAAUCUGUCUACAUUCUGAGUCAUGGGAUUAACUCGAUAUUCAUCCUGCUGUGCCUGCUGGAGCUAUGCACGGCCAUCGCCGCCUUGGUGUAUGGACACAAGGCCUUGAAACAGCAGGACUACACGCAGAUGGUGCUGUGAUGGAGCAGAGGCCGGCUUUGCUCCUCCCACCCCCAGGUGCACUGAGAACAUGAUGGAGAUUUCCUGCAUUGGAGCCACAGCGACAUGGACCCUUGGCCACUUCUUCACCUUCCCAGGCAGGACGGCAGAGGGAGCAAACUCUGAGCCCCAACAUCUCCUGCAGCCCACCCUACCCCCCCCCCACACUCUUCUGUGUCUAGGGGAUAGGGGCAAAUGCUGAGCCAGACACCACUAUUCCUGAGCCCCCAACUGAGAGAUGAGAGCAGCUUUAAUGCUCAAAGUAUCCGCUGACUUUCCCCACAAACUCUCCUGUCUGUAACCUACUGCAGCCCAUGACCUCUCUCAGGACCCUCCUCACAGAAUCCCCUCGUGGACUCUGACCCCUGAAUUCCCCCCCCCCGAAAUUAGGAGGCAGGAGACUCUGACUUUCUGCACCCCAAAACCCUCCCCUGAUUCCUAAACGCUCCAGCCUGUAUGGGGACGGUGAAAACAAACUGACCCACACACACCUUCCCUGGCCCCUCAAACUCGCCAGUCAGUAAUGGGAGAGGAGCUGGAAUGAGACUGAACCCAGGCCUCCCUCUCCCCUCAAAUCCUCCUAUGAUCCCUGGAACUCUCUGCAACCAGAGCACAAGACAGUGAACUCCAAAGCCAUCCUUCCGUCCUGCUCACGCCUCUCCCCCAAUUCCACAAACCCUCCUGUCUGCACAGGCAAACAAGACGGAUGGGGAAAACAGCGGGAGUCAACAGGAUUAUGGAGUAGAAGUUGAUCCAUCCCUUUUUCUUGGUCUUUGCCCCCUGGUCCCCUCACACAACUUUACUGCACCAAGGCAGAGAGUGGGGGUCUGUUUAAUUUUUUUUAUUUGUGUUGCAGUAAAGGAGUGCUGUAAGCAAUGGGCUGUGGAUAAAAGGUAACAGAUUCGGUAACCAGAUAUAAACACUUCUAUUACGUGAUGGAACAUACAAGGCAGCGUGUGAUAUAUU